Molecule: messenger RNA, 717 nt
Organism: Chenopodium quinoa (quinoa)
Lineage: Eukaryota; Viridiplantae; Streptophyta; Magnoliopsida; Caryophyllales; Amaranthaceae
Product: putative F-box/LRR-repeat protein At5g02700
Exons: 2
Coding region: 1-717 (238 amino acids)
Molecular function (GO): protein binding
Source: RefSeq, a predicted model, not a curated record
AUGGACAAUAGAGAAGAUCGAGUAGCUUUAAGGUUAUGUGAGAAGAGGAUGUGCGUUAUGAGCAAGAAUGAAAGCUUUGAUCGGAUCUCGUGGUUGCCGGAACAUGUUCUCCAUGUGAUACUAGAUAAACUUCCAUUGAAAGAUGCAGGUCGAAGUUCUGUAUUGUCCAAGACCUGGAAAAGUGUUUGCAGUUCAUACCCCAUUGCCCCCUUUGUAAAUUUAGAUCAUAACUUAUUUGGACUGAAAUUGCUUGAAGGUGGGCAAGAGCCUGAUAUUGAUGAAAUAAGGGAGAAUUUUAUGGAUUUUACAAAAGACGCUGGGUGGAAGGAAAUCGAUGAGGAUUCUGUUUAUUACAGUAUCUACUUCUCUGUUCUGGCUUCUAAAGGAUUGUGUUCCCUUAAUGUACAUGGAUGCAAGUUUUCUAGCAACAUGUCGAUUGCCUUUUCCUCUCUGCAGUACUUGUCCUUAUCGUAUGUUGUGAUCGACAAGGGUGAUGUAAUGAAUACAACGCGCUCUAGUCCUGCGAUUGAAAUUUUAGAGUUUGAUCAUUGCACAUAUUGGAUUGAAACCCUUGAGCUUUCGGUAUUUCCUAGGCUAAAGAAAGCUACUUUUCUUGAAAAUUAUGAUUGGCUCUCUAAUAGAAGGAUUCAACCAACAGCGGAGUAUAGCUUCCACGAGGAGCAGGCUUACCCCCCCUAUCCCGAGCACUCACGCUAA